Messenger RNA from Leishmania braziliensis MHOM/BR/75/M2904, 5403 nucleotides. RefSeq lists its product as hypothetical. The transcript has a single exon. NCBI's taxonomy places the organism in Eukaryota, Euglenozoa, Kinetoplastea, Trypanosomatida, Trypanosomatidae. The record is from RefSeq and is a predicted model, not a curated record. The coding region runs from base 1 to 5403 and encodes 1800 amino acids.
AUGAAUCCGUUAGACUAUCUUCCCCCCGAUGUCUUCACGCGCACCUGGGGAACGUCAACGCACACUGUGCACCCGCUCGGGUCGCAUCUCUGCGUGAUAGGCCCUCGCUACGACCGCAUAGCGGUUGCGAGUGUGGCGAUGGAAACCACCGGGCUGGCACUGCCUCCUCAGUUCAAGGUUAUGUGUACCGGACACACGCGCACUUUUCUGCCAACCCCGCACUCCGGCAGCUGCCCGCUCGACUACACCGCCCUCUUCGUGAGCCUUCAUCGGCGGCAGCGUGAAAGGAUUACCUGCCUCCACGCAUCACGGCCGGUGCCGCUCCUCGCCUCCGGAUCGCCCGGAGCAAGACGGCUACAUAAGGCUUCCACCUCUACUGCCGUCAGUGGCUGGAUGACGGAGGGCACGCCACCUUCAGCAACAGCAACAGUGUACGCCUCUCAGAAUACCGAACUUGACGUUCGUGAGCGUCACGUGGAACGCUUCGCAACGUCUUCGGGCAGCUCAACUGCCCCCCCUGCAGGCUCCUCGGAGAGCGGGCUCUCUGUGGUGGAGCACCCCCUCCCUGAGUCGGUGACUGCCGCGAUGGCGCGCGUGACAGCCACGCUGACGUCAACAGCGGUGCCGUCAAGUUCUGUAGGAACUGCACAUCCUCAUCCAUACCCUCAGCAGCAGGAGCCGUUGGGCACCGGCCAACCCCACUAUCACCAUCAUCGACUGCCACAGCCAGAUCCGCGCCACAUGCAGUACCGCGUUGGCCGCAGUGGCAGCAUGCAGCCCCUACCUCUUCCCGGUUCGCACGGUGGAACACCUUCGAAUACUAGCAGCGCCGCCGUAGCCCUUCCCCUCACGCCCGAUACCACUUCCUCAGCCCUCACCUCGGUGCCGCGCGACAGCACGACAAUCGUCUCUUUCGCCACCACAGCCAUUCGCCCUUCUGGUCCUCAAGCGAUUUCCACAGCGGCGGUGGAGGCAACUUUGCGAUCGAACAACGCCGACUGUCACUACGACCCCGUGCGCCGCGACUCAUUUUCCCUUGCUAGUGGAGAUGACACGCCAGGCGAGGCCGCUAUGGAGAACGUGCAGCAGUCACGCUGGCUUCUCUCGCGGCACCCACGUCAGCGCAUGAGUGGCGGCAAUGACGAUAUAGAGGUCGACGAAGUCGGUUCCAGCAUCCACGGCGAAGUGAUCGCCCGAGAACGACUACUGCAGCAGCUUCAACGUACUGUGGUGCGACAGCGUCAUCUCGAUCUGCGCAUGUUCGAUGCUGACGACGGUGAGGGCGACGCAAGUGAGCCACAGCAGCGUACGGCAGAACACACGCUUCUCUCCCCGGAUGCACAAAACACACAUCGGCCGGAAAGUGAGGGACCGCGAGGAGGGCCCGCUGCGGCUGCGGCAGCACUGCACCUGUUCCAUGGAGCCAACACAUCUGACGAUGCAGACGAGAUACGCGCAGACUCUGUCGUUGCCGCGCGAGGCUUGCAUCUCGCCUGGGCACAGACGCGUGCCCGUGGCAGCACUUCGCCGUCACCGCAGCCACACAACCUCCCAUUGCGGUGGCGGAGAGGACAAGCUGCGCGGAGGCGGCGGCCACAACCGGACGCUGCACAGCAAGGCACGAGCGGUCAUCGGCAACUGUCGCCGUCCCCAGCAGCAUCCGUGUCGCGCCACACUGCUGGCGCGUCGUCCUCCAUGCCAGCCUCCUCUGUCACUGGGUCGCGAUCUGCAGCACAACCCGCGAUGUCGGUCAGCACACACACAGCGCAAAUGCUGUCAUCGCCGUCCAUACGCGUCGAUGACGAUGACCUCAGCACCUCUUUGCAUCCUACCACUGGUGUUGUGGGCGUCGACAGAACAGCGGAGACAUCAUCUUCGGCGGUGUUGCCGUCUCCGAUCCCGGUGGACUUUGUGCGUCGCCCUUCUCUGCCCACCGUCGCGCUCGUAGAUGUUCUCCCAUUAAGCCGAGUGCCCAGUGAAGAGGCGCGCGGCCGUGAGAGCACGCUGUCCCAAGGCGACAGCAGUCGAGGAGUCUCCGCGUUUGCCCAUCCCCGACACAGCGAGAGCUGCUCCAACAGCCUUGCAAUCGAUGACAGGCACGCAGCGGCAGCCAGGAUGGCGGUCUCUACGCCUCGCACUCGAGAUGAUUUCGACUGCGCGAAGAACACGUCGGAAGCGCACCAGUGCGGAGUGCUCGAUGAGGACACGCCGGUGGUGAGGCGCACCAGCCCUGGCAGGAGUAACGGUGCCGAUAACGAGAGCCGCAGCCGGCGCAGCUGUAGCAGCCUCGGAGCUACAGAGCCACCGGACAAGAGUGCAGAGCCGGUAGCUUCAGUGGGCGGAGGUGGCGAUGAUUGCGUCCGCAGCUGUCGUGACUCUCGACUGCCAUCCUUCUCUCGCGUCGCAUCGCUGUCUCCGUCUUCCUCUUCGUCGUUCGCGCUGUGGCACGUGCGCACCGACACCAAAGCCGGCAGUAUCGAUGUGGGCGAGGCACUAGAGGAGGUCGACGAAGCCGGCGGCUCCGUCGGCAUCCCGGUGUUGAGCGCCAUGACACCGCCGACAGUCUACCUGUCCGACAUGCUCCGUCUCUCUUUCUCGCCAGAUCACGGGGGCGACAGCUCAACGAGGGUCGCCUCAGACGUCGACGAGGGCGUGGCGCAUGUAGGUGCCCACGGUGGCUACACAUGCAGCCUCGGUAGCCAUCGACGUCGCCAGCGGCCUUUUCUCGCUGACGAUGGCAACGACGACGACGACGGUUGCUGCGAAAGCGCCGCGUCGACGUCGUCUAGCCCGCCCUCGCAGAACCACACCGCCAUGCGCCGCGUAAUGGGCAUGGAGGACGAAGAGGUGUCCAACAGCAACCUGUCGGCGUCUCCGCUUUCGCCGCUCGCCACGACGCGCAGCAGCUGCUGGAUCGCUGCCGGUGUGACUAAUGCGGAGCCCUCCGCCUGCACACCGCACCGAGUUGCCGUCAGCCUUGCCCUAUCCGUAGAGGACCGGCUCCUACACCCCUCGACACCGAGCACCGUCGCGUGGGGUAGAGGCAACGGCGCUGAGCACCACCACCGUGGUGCCGCUGCGGCCACCGUCCACCUCACCACCACUCCGGCUGAGUCUUCCGCGCAGUCUUCAAUGCUCUCCAUCUUCCCCACUCCAGCGCAGGCACGCUUGCAAUCGUUGUUGCGCGCCUCCACAUGGUCCACGUCGACGCCGUCCCCUCGCAUGAAAGAACACAAAAACUACAGCAGCAGCAGCAGCAUGAGCAACUUUCAUUCUCAUCCGCUAGACGUCUCUGAAACGACGACUGGGGGCCGAAAGAGCCUACAAGCGGCCAGAGAAGGCGACGAUGACAGACACGUGCGCGGGAGUAGUAGUAGCAGCCGCAAGACACCAACGCGUCUCUCUGGUGUCUAUGCGUCCCCUGCAGCAGCACAGGCAUCUGCAGCCGUAACCAUGACCCCGCCAAGGACUGCUGUCGCAGAAGCCAUCCCGGCUGCGGCCUCGCCCUUGCACCCGUCUGCCUUUCGCACCUCCGGCUCCUCCCUGCAGGUGCAGCCUGGCUGGAGGAGUCGCACCUCGACAGCGGCGCCAAGUGAAGCGGACGGCGACAACGCGGCGCUUUGCAGUGGAUAUAGUGGCGCGAGCUUGUUGUCGCGCGCUCAGGAGGUAGACAUCCAGCUCUUGGCUCGCAUGACGCACCUUACGUAUACGCGAGGCGGCUCGGCGGCGGUGGCAAUGACACCCAAGACAUGCAACCUGGUGCGCUCUCCUCAGCACCUGUCGUCCUCGCCACUCUCAUCCCCCUCGCGAUGCUCGACCGGAUCGCUCAGCUUUUUCCUCGCGGCAGCGAUGGCCUCUCCUAGAAGUGUAGGCGGUACCCGCACCAGCUGCGGUGGCGGUCUCAGCGAGGACGACGAGGGACGCGGCGUGCGCGCAGCAGACAGUGGAGUCUACGGCAGCGCGGUAGCACGGCGACGCUCGUGGGCUCCGCGGAAGCAGCAGCAGAAUCGCCAGCGGCGGCGACAGUCACAGUCGUUGAUGGACACUCACUCCUCAUCCGCCAGCGUCUGCCCUAUAAGUCGCACUCACAGCUGUGGAAGUUGCUUAAGCGAGGCCUUAGCAGUCGCGCCGCAGCGACUGACGUUCGGGAGUACCAUUAGCUCCGUCAUCGGCGCCAGCAGCAACACCGACAGUGCCGAGCGUUGGCCAACAGUGUACUCCACUCCAGCGGCGCUUUCACUCCCCCAUCCAAGCCAGCAGCGACAGCAGCACACACCUCCACCACCCUACGCUUUCUCGCCUGUCGAUGCGUGCCAUCGCGGUGACGCCGUCGAGGAAGCGGUGUACAGUACGCGUUGCUCGCAGUUGCUACCAUCUGAACCGCGCGCCGCCUCGCCGCCACCGUCGUGGGCGUUGCCGACGUCGUCGUCCCUGUUGCUUUCGCCGUUCGCUCCUCACACGCCGAGUGAACGGCCUUCGCUGUCGUCCACCGAGUUUAACCAAGCCCCACGGCGACACGGCGAGACGCGAGAUAGAUUCAGCACCUGGUCUGUCCCAUCGACCUCGAUCGCAAGCGCUGCGGAACAGUGGCCGCAGCACCUGCGCGGAUCCUCUCAUCGGAGCCACAGUCUCAGCAGUAGAAGUGGCAGCGUCGGGGGCGGCCGCCGCUGCGCAAAUCGAGCCUUGUCCUUCUCCGUACUCCGCUCACCACCUUCCGCCCUUGCGACCCCACUUGUGCGGGCAGGGCUGGAGCACUCGGUGAGCUCUGCCACGCUAUUGGACGGAUGCAUCGGCGUCUCCUCUCCGUCUCCUCUCAACAGCGGUCGUCAGCGUCACACGAGCAGCGACGGCAGCAUGAAGAGCAGCAGGGGUGCCCUUCACAUCACCCGAAGCGAUCGCUCUCGCGUCUCCGCAUCGCUCAUGCUGCAGUCGCGGACCUCUACCACUGCACCGCAGCCGACUCUUGCCGACGAGCUGCGCUUGUUCUCGAGUUCCGCCUUCCCCAGCGCUCUCCCCCGGGUACUGGUGUCGCCCCCCUCCUCUACCAUGGCCCCAUCACCCCUGACCACAUUCAUCGCCUCACCACCGCAAAGGACAGGACCGCCAACCUCCACCGCCGCGGCACCUCUCCCGUCUUCUCUUGCGCACUCACCUCGUCAACGACCAUCCAUCCCGCCAGAGGUGCUGGCAUUGAUGCAGAUGCGCUACGAUUCAAGUGGACCAACGUCAGCAUCAUUGGCACAAGUGGCAGAACGUGGAGCAACCGCUGCGCCGUGCGCCUUCUCUUCUCCAAGCAAGUCAGUGCAGCGGGGAGGCUGCAGCGAGCGACGCGAGGUCAACGUGGAGCCCGGACCGAGAAGCCCCUGCUCUCCCCAUGGGCGUGGGUCUCCCCCACCGCAGUGA